This is a messenger RNA of Lachancea thermotolerans CBS 6340, 264 nucleotides long. It is a transcript of the gene TIM9, whose product is annotated as protein transporter TIM9. The record is from RefSeq and is a predicted model, not a curated record. Lineage: Eukaryota; Fungi; Ascomycota; Saccharomycetes; Saccharomycetales; Saccharomycetaceae. Bases 1 to 264 code for a protein of 87 amino acids. The transcript has a single exon.
AUGGACGCCCUAAACAGCAGAGAGCAGCAAGAAUUCCAGAAAGUUGUGGAGCAGAAGCAGAUGAAAGACUUCAUGCGUCUGUACUCCAACCUGGUCGAGAGAUGUUUCACCGACUGCGUGAACGACUUCACCUCCUCCAAACUCACAUCAAAGGAGCAAACAUGCAUUAUGAAGUGUUCUGAGAAGUUUUUAAAGCACAGCGAGCGCGUGGGCCAGCGUUUCCAAGAGCAGAACGCGGCAUUGAGUCAGAGUCUCGGCCGUUGA